This is a messenger RNA of Carica papaya (papaya), 1230 nucleotides long. NCBI's taxonomy places the organism in Eukaryota, Viridiplantae, Streptophyta, Magnoliopsida, Brassicales, Caricaceae. The record is from RefSeq and is a predicted model, not a curated record.
AUGGAGAACCACCAGCAACUAAACCGGGAGGUUGCAGCAAGUAAAACCAGUGCCAACAGUCCAGGAGACGCAAUGCACGGUGGUUCUAAUUCUUCCGCAGCGGCCAGCAAGGGUUUUGUCAGCCAUGCUGAUCAGACUUACAACUAUGGCGACGUUGAGGUUUAUUUUGCUUCAUUCCCCUCUGGUUACCGCUUCAAGCCCAACGAUGAAGAACUUGUCUUUGACUAUUUACGACCAAAAGUCAAGAAUAUGAGGCUUCCCCCCAAUGUGAUCAGGGACGUUGAAGUCUAUAAGUUUAGCCCUGAUGAUCUUGCAGCUAAGUUUGCCACAAUUGGAAAGCAUCAGAAAGAGUGGUACUUUUUUAGUCCAAGAGACCGGAAGUACCGCAAUGGUGACCGACCAAAUCGAGCCGCUGGCGAUGGCUACUGGAAAGCUACUGGAGGCGAUAAACGUAUUUUCAAAGGCGAGAAAGAGGUGGGGUCGAGAAGGGCUUUGGUGUUUUAUCGUGGUAAAGCACAAGCCGGUAGUAAGACUGACUGGAUCAUGCACGAAUAUAAUUUCAAGGAAAGUGAAGAUCAAGAGGGGGUCAGUAAUCCUUCCAAGAAGAAAAGAGGGGAAAACAGCAUGAGGCUUGAUGGCUGGGUUUUAUGUAGGAUAUAUAAAAAGACUAAAAAAUAUAGCAAUAGAGUUUCAAGUCGUCAACAAGAUGCUGCAAAUGAUGACAUUAAUUCAGAUCAAAAUGGAUUGCAAAAGCCAAACAAUCAACUUGAAAACAACUAUACUUCUCAAGUUCCAAUUGAAAAUGGUGUAGCUGAGAUCACUCUGAUGCCAUCUAAUGUCUACAACAUGUCUAUUGCUGCCAGUACAACUUACAACGAUAAUGACAUGGUGCUUAACCAAUAUUCCAGAAUUGAGAUGUAUAAUCAGUCCAUGGAUUCUCACAACAACAUCAUGCUUCCUCAGAUGCCUUUUGAUCAGUAUUCUAAUUUACUUGAUCAUCAUUCCAUGGCUGCAUAUCCCUUUCCCAUGAAAGGAAGCUUCAAGAAUGAAGAGUUAGCUGAUUUUUCUAAUUUCUCUAGCCUUGACUCGACGUUCCUAGACAUGACUAUCGAUUCUGAUCUUUCUCCACUCGACUGUCUUAGCCAAUUUGAUAACAGUGAUCAACCUCUAUACAUGACCAGUUUGGAUAAUAUUGUGGCCGCCCCAGUAUCUUCAUCAGACAUUAAGUAG